AUGGAUGAAAUAAUUUAUUUCUAUGAUGAGGAAGAGGUAUUUAAUAUAAAUAUGAGUUAAGAAUACUUUUAAAGGCGUUGAUGCUUUAAAAUAGAUGGGAAAUGUAAGACAAGUGUGUAAGGGAUUCCUCAAAAAUUAAUAUCAAAUUUUAUCAGGUAUUUUUGUUGGUUAGUCUGUUUAGAGAAUGGAUGUGUUUACUAUUUAGAACUUGGGAGAUCAUUUUACAGAAUUCCAACUUGGAAUUGUAAAGUGAAACAAAUAGCAACAAAUGAAUCAGUUACUUUGUUGUUAACCUACUCAGGAUAGUUAUUUGGAUUUGGAGAGGAUAAAUUAUAAUUAGGUAAGACUGAUAAUAUCUUUAGGUUUGUUGGGUAAUGAGAAAUGCUAUAUUUCAUAAACCCCAAUAAAGAUCGGUAACGAUUACAAGAGCAUAUCGUUAUCUACUAACAUUGGAUGUGGUUUGGAUUACAAAGGAUAAGCAUGGAUAUGGGGUAAUUCUCCUUUGGGUAGAAGCGAUAUUCCAACGAGAAUAGAUGGGAGGUUUAUAAAGAUCUGCGCUGCAAAAGAUUAUGUUAUUUUUACUGAUCAACAGGCAUAAGUGUAAGUGUUGAGUGAAAUAUUUAAAUUAUCAAAUGAAUACUUCACAUGUUAAAAUAUGUGGGCAAUUACAAGGGCAGAGUAGAUAGACUCAAACUAUUUAAUAGUGAAUGAGAUUAUACCAAAUGACAGAUAUUCAAUCUUACUAUCAAGUAAUUAUUCACUAUACAAAUAGAUAAAAAUCGAAUGUUUAUAUUGAUUAACAAUAAUGGAAGAUAUAUAAUAAGGAGAUUGGCAAUAAAUAUUAGAAUUCACCACUUAUCUUAGACUAACUACUUCAUUUAUUGUUUUACUGAGGAGGGUCGAUUGAUCAAAAUUGAUAAGGCAAAUCUUUAUACAAAUGAAAACAAUGAAUUAUAACAAAUUAAUGAGCAGAUUAGAUUCCAACUACCAGAAUUUGAAUUAAAGUAUUUAAGUUCAAUCCAACCAAUUUUUGCUACUAAAUAUGCUUUCAAUUUGCCUGCCUUCACUGUUGACAAACGAAGAUUUAAUGAAGGUAUAUCAGUGUUAAGAUAAUAACAUAUUGAAGUAGAUGUCUAAGCUCAUUUGAGAUCAACAGAAACCAAAUUGUCAAUCAUAAAAUAAAUGUCUCCUAUGAAAAGUUCAUAACAAUUAUUCUCAUCUCGAGUCAUGAGUAAAUCUAGAACCUCAAUUGCAUCUCCAAUGCAGAGAUUCUAUUAUUCUCCUCAAUAACAGGAUAAGAUGCAUCACUUUCAAACUCCAAAAAAAGGAGUUCCUACUACUCCUGCAAGGUAUGUCCAAACAUUCCUUACCUAACAUUCUCCAAGUCCCAUAGGCAAAUCCUUUAUAUAAGAAUAGAGGAACAACUAAGUUUCUUCAGUGAAAAAGGCUAAUUUAAUCAGAUUACUUAUUUAAGACAUUCAAAAGUCUCUUAAUAAACUUGGCAAUUUGCAAUAAGUUCCAGUCGAUAUGAGAGAUCGCACUCAUUCGAGAAGAAGCAGUUCUGUACAUUUAGAUUAAGUUUAAUCCAUGAUUGUUGAAUUAGGAAAUGCACAAUAAAGAAAUAACAGUCAAGAAAAAACCAAUAAAUUAAAUAAUUCUUUCAAUAGUAGAGUAUCUUAACAUGAUAAUAAAAAUACGAAUGCUAGUUCCCUCUUUCAAUCGGAAUAGGAUUUAAUUGAAGAAUUAAGAGCCUCAGAACCAUUAGAUAUGAUAGAAGAAGAAUAUUUAGAAUAUGAUGAGGAAACUGACUAAGUUAAAAGGGUCUUAAUAAGACGACCUAUUGACUAAGAUUAUGAAUAUGGUAAUAACCUCAAAUAAGAUAUGGGUGAUGGUAAAAUAUUAGUUUCUCGAAAAUUGGUCAAUGUUACAGAUGAACUUGGAUGGAAUCGAUAAGAAAAUGGAGAACUCAAAAAAGUCAUUAGUGAAUAAGAACCCUAGAAAUAUAUUGAAGAAGAAAUUCUAAUUGAAAAUCCUAAAACUGGUUAAUUGACUAGAAAAAUAGUGAGAAUACCUUAUAAUGAUUAAAAUGUUAAAUUGGGAGAAGGAUUAAGCGAGAUUAAUGCAUAAGGAUAAAGAAUUAUAGGUCGUAGAAUUGUUGCAAAUGAAUACUCAACUGAAUAACUCGAGUAGGAAGGAUGGGUUACAAAAGAAUCUAAAUUAGAAAGAAUACUUGGUAAUAGAGAACCAAAUAAAUAUGUUGAAGAAGAAAUAUUAGAAGUAAAUCCAUAAACAGGUAAAAUAGAAAGAAAAAUAAUUAGAAGGAAAUACGACAAAAAUAGAAAAUUAGAGGAGGGACAAAAAUUAGUCUCAAGCAGAAUUGUAGAUAAUAUAUAAUCAUCUAAAUAAUUGGCGUAGGAUGGUUGGGAAUGUAAUUUCAAUUUAGGAACUGCUUAGAAAUAUAUUAAAAAUGAAGAUGAAGUCUUUUAUGUUGAAGAAGAAAUAUUAAUUGUAUCUUAAAAGAAACAAGACAGAAAAUUAAUAAGAAAGAUCUAUUUUGAUGAAUAAUCUCUAAAUAAAAUCUAAUAGGAAUUUGGAGAAAAUUUAUAUGAAAUUUAAAUUUAAGGAAUAAGAAUAAUUGCUAGAAGAAUAAUUAGGGGAGAGAACUAAAUAGAAAGUGAUUGGAAAUAUUAUUCAGAUAAAAAAUAAUGGGAAAAAAUACUUAAAUAAGGAGAGUCAUGCAAAUAUGUCUAAGAAAUUAUUGUUGAAAUAGAUUUUGACAAUUAUGAUUAGACCAAAAAAUCAAUCAGAUAUGAUUUAGAAGUCAAUGAACAAAAUUUGAUACUAGGAGAUCAUCUAGAUGAACUUUAGUUUGAUGGUAGUUAGAUUAUUUCAAGAGAAGUAGGUGAUAAUAUUGAAUCUACAAUUUAUCUUAGAGAACAAGGAUGGAUUAAAAAUAGAAGUGGUUAAUUGGAAAAAAUAAUAUCUAUUGAUAAAAUAUUACAUUUCUAUGAAGAAGAGAUUUUAAUACAAAAUUUAUCAGCUGGUAAAUAAUAAAGAAAAUUAAUUCGAAGACCUAUUUUAGAAGAAGGGGAAAAAUGUUAAUUAGGAGAAGAUUUAAAUGAAAGAAUGUCUGAUGAUUAAGUUGUUGUUAGUCGAAAAAUUGUGAAGAAUGAUGGCAAUCUUGAAAAUUGGAAGAAAAAUGAGAUUACAAGAAAUUUAGAAAAAGUUUUAAUUUAGAGUGAGCCAAUCGAAUUUAUUGAAGAAGAAGUACUCACAUUUAAUCAAUAAACUGGAACUAUGAUCAGAUAACUAAUAAAAAGACCAUCUGUUAAUAAAGAUAAAAUUUAAUUUGGUCAUUUAAAAGAAGUUGAUAAGGAUGGUAAUAUUAUUGUUAAGCGUACACUUGUCCCUAAUUUAAAGUUACUUGGUUCAGAUUGGACAAGAGGAUCUAUGGGAUCAUAUAGGUAAACUAUAGCUGAAGAACCUGAAGAAUAUAUUGAAGAAGAAAUAAUAGUGAUUAAAAAUGGAAAAUAGGAGAGAAAACUAGUUAGAAGACCUUUUCUUCAAGAUGAUUUAUAAAGAAAUUAUGGGGAUGAUAUUAAUGAUAUUAAUGAAAAUGGAGAAAGAAUAGUUGCAAGAAGAGUUGUUGGAAAUGAUCAAUCAAAGGAAUUAUUAGAAUAACAAGGGUGGAAAGUAAAUGAAAAUGGAGAAUUAGAAAUUAAGUAGAUAGAACCUACCUAAUAUCUCAUUGAAGAAGUCUUAUGUUUUAAUAAAGAAACAGGUAAUUAUGAGAGGAAAAUGAUCAAAAGACAAUUGACUAAAUAAGAUGAGAAAUUAAAUUAUGGGGAGAAUUUAGCUGAGGUAGACAAGAAUGGGAAUAAAAUAUUAUCCAGGUAAGUAAUUUAAAAUGUUUAAUCUCUUAAUAAAUAGAAGGAAGAAGGUUGGAUUGAAUAAAAUGGAAAAUACGAGAAAAUCAUUAGCAUUUAAGAACCUGAAAAAUAUAUUGAAGAAGAAGUGCUCAUCUUAAAAAAUGGAAUCUAAGAGAGAAAACUAAUUAGAAGACCAUACAAUAAUUAAUAAGUCAAUAUUGGAGAAAAUUUAAAUGAAGAUCAUAAUGGAAUGAAAAUUGUAUCUAGAAGGAUUGUGUCUAAUGAUUAAUCAUCUUCAUAAUUGCAAAAUGAAAAUUGGGUUAGAAACAAUAAAGGCUAAUUAGAAUUAUAAAUAUCAAAGUCUGAGCCUUAACAAUAUGUUGAAGAGGAGGUUCUAGAAUAUAAUUAAGAGACUGGACUUCUGGAAAGAAAAUUAAUUCGCAGAUAAUAUAAUCCAAAUAAGGAUGGUAAAUUAUAAACUGGAGUGGAAAUAAAUGAAAUUGAUUCUAAUGGAAAUAAAAUAUUAUCUAGGUCGAUCAUUGAUAAUACUAAAUCAUUCAAAUCUAACCAAUAGGACGGAUGGAGUGCUUAAAAUAAUGGAACUUAAAUUAAAAUAAUUUCAUCCUAAGAACCUGAAGCAUAUAUAGAAGAAGAAAUCCUUGUUGUAAAUCCAAAAACAGGCAAGUAAGAAAGGAAACUUAUUAGAAAACCUUAUUAUCAAGAGGAUCUUGAUCUUGGAGAAUCAAUUAAUGAAAUUAAGGAUGGAUAAAGAGUAGUUGCGAGAAGGAUUGUAUAAAAUGAUCAAUCAAUUUAUGGAUAAAAAAAUUGGUAAUAAAAAAAAGGGUAAGAAAUCCAAGAGAUUAUUCUCAAUGAAGAACCUACAUAAUACAUAGAAGAAGAAAUAUUAAUUAAGGAUAAAAAUGGUUAAAUUGUUCGAUAAAAAGUAAGAAAGCCUUAUGAUCCAAAUAAAAAAGUAUAAACUGGAAAUGUUAAUGAAUAACUUUAAGAUGGAACGGUUGUAGUUAAUAGAAAGAUAAUUGACAAUAAUUGUUCAUAAUCUGAAAUGAAAAAUUGGAAACCUGAUAACAAAGGAUAGUUGGUUCAAGUUAUUAAUUAAAAUGAACCAGAACGAUAUAUAGAAUAAGAAGUUUUGAUAAUUAAUCCGAAAACUGGAAGACAAGAAAGAAAAUUGAUAAGGAAGCCAUACACUAAUUAAAAUGAAGUUAUUGGAGAUGAUUUGAAUGAAUCGAUAGGUCCUAAUAUGAAAGUAAUUUCAAGGAGAAUAGUCUCAAAUGAGCAUUGCUCUGAUGACUGGUAAUUUAAUAAUGGCCAAUUUGAGUAGAUCUUAAAUAACAAUGAGCCUGUAAAAUAUUUAGAAGAAGAGGUUCUGGUUAAAAAUAAUUAGACUGGACAAUUAGAAAGGAAAUUAAUAAGAAGACCAUUCUAGAAAGAUCAAAAAUUAGGUGAUAACUUAAAUGAAUAAAGAGAUGGUAUGACUGUAUUAAGUAGAAAGGUUGUUGAUAAUAGAUCAAAGUAGGGAUGGGAAUAAAAAGGAUAAAAUCUUGAAAAAGUCCUAAAUGAUAAUGAAGUUGAAGAGUACAUUGAGGAUGAAAUAAUCAUUUAAAAUAAAAAAACUGGUAAACAAGAGAGGAAACUAAUUAGAAGAAAUGUAAAUGAUCCUCCUCCAAAGGAAGGUAUAGUUGUAUCAAGUAAAAGAGUGUAAAAUACAGAAACCAAUGAAUAAAUAAAAUAAGCAGGUUGGGUUAAAUAGGAUGGUUAACUUGUAAAAGUAGUUGCAAAGAAUGAACCAACUAAAAUGAUUAUAGAGGAAGUGUUGCAAUAUAAUGAUGAAACCGGAUUAAUGGAAAGGAAAUUAGUAAAGAGACCCUAUGAUCCUAAUAAUAAGAAAUAAGAUAUACAAAAUGGAACUGUAUUAUCAAGAAAAAUCGUUGAUAAUGUAGAGGCAUAAGAUUAAGGGUAAUAAUGGGUGUUGAAGAAUGGGCAAUAUGAGUAGAUUUUGUGCGAUGAUGAACCUGAAUAGUUUGUAGAAGAAGAAAUAAUAAUUAUAAAUUAAAAGACUGGAAAAUAAGAAAGAAAAUUAGUAAGAAGACCUUUGAGAAAUGAUGAGGAUCCAGACAUCGGAGAAUCACUAAAUGAAUCAUUAGGAAAUGGAAAAAAGAUUGUAGCUAGAAGAAUCAUCUAAAACAAUCAAACUAGUGAAGAACUUUAAUAAUGGCAGAAAAAUGGGGAAGUGAUGGAAAAAUAAUUGGCUUCUGAUGAACCAACUAAAUUUAUAGAGGAAGAAAUACUUGUCCUUAAUCCAGAAACUAAAUAAUUAGAGAGAGUGCUUGUAAGAAGGCAAUAUCAGCCAUGUGAAGUUGGAUAAGUUAGUGAAACUGAUAAAGACGGUAAUAAAAUAGUUUCAAGGAGGAUCGUCGAUAAUGUGGAGUCUUCAUAAAAUGGAUGGUAAAAGGUUAAAGGGAUAUUGAAAAAGGUUGUUGCUGUUGAGCCAGUUAGAUAUAUAGAAGAAGAAGUCUUAAUUAUAAAUUAGAAGACCGGAAAGCAAGAAAGAAAACUCAUUAGAAGACCAUUGAAUGAUGGAUAAGAUCCAGGUGAAUUAGGUGAUUCUUUGAAUAUUUCUUCUGAGGAAGGUUAUAAAAUUGUUUCCAGAAAGAUUGUAGAUAAUAAUUAAGCUAAAGAAGCAAUGUAAGAAUGGGAUGAAAUUGAUGGUGUCAAAAUUAAAAAGAUUGGGGUUGAACCCGUCAAAUUUAUUGAGGAAGAAGUUUUAGUGUUAAAUCCAGAGACGGGUAUGAUGGAAAGAAAGAUAAUCAAAAAACCCUAUAAUCCGUCAGCUAAAGUUGGAAAUAAUCUUAAUAUUUAAGAUUCUUAGGGAAAUCUAGUACUCUCAAGGAAGGUUGUUGAAAAUAAUCAAUCAACCUCUAAAUCAUAAUGGAAAUAAGGAUAAACAGAAAUCUUGAUUCAAGAAGAGCCAGCUUAAUAUAUUGAAGAAGAAAUUUUAGUAUUAAAUCCUAAGACUGGAAAACAAGAACGAAAAAUAGUCAGAAAACCAUAUUAUGGGGAAGAUGUUGAAUUGGGGGAUGAAUUAGAUGAAGAAGUAUCUAAGGAUUAGCACGUAGUUGCAAGGAGAAUUGUAAACAAUGAUUAAUCACUCGAUUAAUUAAAAUAAUGGAAAAAAUAAGGAGAUGAAUUGGUGAUGACUCUCAACUCUAACGAACCAGCCUAAUAAAUCGAAGAGGAAGUCUUAGUUCGUAAUCCUGAAACAGGGAUGAUGGAAAGAAAGAUUAUUAGAAGAGACUAAAGUUCAUAACCUUAAUAUGAUAAAGUGAUUUCAAGGAAGGUUGUUGAUAAUAGAAAAUCUUCUAUUGUUCUUAGUAAAUAAGGAUGGAAAUAAAGUAAUCCUGGAGCUAUUGAAGUAGUUUUGGGAGAAGAACCUGAAUAAUAUAUUGAAGAAGAAAUCAUCUAAGUGAAUCCUAAAACAGGUAAAUAGGAAAGAAAGUUAAUCAGAAGACCAUAUUUCGGAUAAGAUAUUGAAGUUAGUGAUGAGUUGAAUGAAUCAAUAGGAGGAGGCUAGAGAGUAGUUGCAAGGAGAAUAGUUGAUAAUGAUGCCUAAGUAAAUUGGGAAAAGAAGAAUAAUUAAUAUGAGUUGAAAAUUGGAAAUGCAGAACCAACCAAAUUUAUCGAAGAAGAAGUGGUCUUCUUUAAUCCAAAAACAGGAAUGGUUGAAACAAAAAUAAUUAGAAAGCCAUAUUAAAAGAAUGCAAAAUUAGGAAGUGAAUUAAAUGAAGAGACAAGUGAUGGUGUAGUCCUAUCUAGGAAGAUAGUUGAUAAUUUUGAAUCAAUAAAAAAAUAGGAAGAAUGGUAGAAGGGUUAGGAUGGAAAUAUGGUGAAAAUAAUCUCAACAAAGAAGCCUGAUUAAUUUAUUGAAGAAGAAGUUAUAAUAGUCAAGAAUGGUAAAUAGGAAAGAAAGAUUGUUAGAAAACCAAUAUUAUAUGAUUAAUAAGUAGAAGAAUCUGAUGAUUUGAAUUAAGAUGUUGGAAAUGGAUAAAGAGUACUUUCAAGAAAAAUAGUUAAAGGAGAAGAAGGAAAGGAGUUUGAAUUAAAAAAUGGAGUAUUUGAGAGGUAAAUUUCAAAGAAUGAACCAACCAAAUUCAUAGAAGAAGAGAUCCUAGUUUAUAAUGAAGAAACGGGAAUGAUGGAUAGAAAAUUAAUAAGAAGACCAUUUACAGAGGGCCAAAGAUAGUUUGAUGAAAAUGGAAAUAAGAUAUUAUCAUCAAAAGUAAUUGACAAUAAUAAAUCAUCAAAUUCUAUGUAAGAAUGGAAUUCUAGUAAAAAUGGGUAAAAAGAAAUAAUAUUAUCAGCUGAACCAGAAUAAUAUUAUGAAGAAGAAGUCCUAAUAUUUAAGAAUGGAAAGGCUGAAAGAAAAUUGAUUAGAAAACCAUGCAAUGGAUAAUAAUUGAAGUUAGGAGAUGAAUUAAAUGAAAAUGAUGGAUAAAUGAAAAUACUCUCUAGAAAGAUUGUAAAUAAUGAAAUGACUACUAAUUAAAAAUAAGAGUGGAGUUAAUAAUAAAAUGGAUGUUUAGAGAAGGUUUUAUCUUAAAGUGAACCUAUAAAAUACAUUGAAGAAGAAGUCCUGGUUUGCAAUGAGGAAACUGGUAUGAUGGAGAGAAAAAUCAUAAGAAGACCUUUAACUUAAAAAGAUACUUAAUUAAAAUAAGGAAAUAAUCUAACAGAAGUUAAUUCAUAGGGUGAUAGAGUUGUGUCAAGAAAGAUUGUUGAAAACGCUUUGACUGAAGAAAAGAAAUAGGAAUGGGUUAUGGAUAAAAAUGGGAAGAUGGAAAAAAUUAUCUCCCAAGAACCUUUAUAAUACAUUGAAGAAGAGGUUAUAGUGAUGAACAAAAAUGGAAAAUAAGAAAGAAAAUUAAUAAGAAAACCAUAUAAUGGAUAAGAUUUGUAGGUUGGUGAAGAUUUAAAUGAAGGAAAAGGAAAUACUAAAGUUGUAGCUAGAAGAUUAAUUGAUAAUUAAUAAUCAAGUGCUGAAUUAUAAAAAUGGUAGAAGAAAGGAGACUAAAUGGAAUUAGUGUUGGUUAAGGAAGAACCAACUUAAGUUGUAGUUGAGGAAGUACUUAUGUAUAAUGCUGAAAAAGGUGUUAUGGAGAGAAAGUUCAUUACUAGACCGAUAAACUCUUAAGAAAUUGAAGAUCCUAAUGUGAAAGUAUUAUCAAGAAAAGUUGUUGAUAAUUUAAAGAGUUAAUAAUUGGGUGAAUAAGUGAUUGCAGAAGAACCUGAAUAAUAUAUUGAAGAGGAAAUCAUCACUAUAAAUCCAAGGACUGGUAAAUAGGAGAGAAAACUCAUCAGAAGACCUUAUUAUGGAGAAGAAGUUGAAUUAGGUGAUGAUAUGGAUGAAGCUGGACAAAAAGGAGAGAGAAUCAUUUCAAGAAGAAUAGUUGAAAACGAGGAGACUACUGAAGGAUUAAAGGAGUGGAAACAACAACCUGAUGGUUCAAUGGUUAAAAUAUUGGCUUAGAAUGAACCUGUUAAAUAUAUUGAAGAAGAAAUCUUAGUUUUAAAUCCUGAAACUCAAUAGAUGGAAAGAAAGCUAAUUCGUAAACCUUAUAAUCCUAAUGCUAAAUUAGGAAAUGUAAAGGAAACCGAUUAAGAUGGUAAUGUGAUUGUUUCAAGAAAAAUAGUAGAGAACAAACAGUCAUAACGAAGAUGGACAGUAAAAUAAGAUGGAAAAUUAGAAUAAGUAAUUUCUAAGGCUGAACCAAUUCAAUUUAUUGAAGAGGAAGUAUUGAUUCUAAAUCCUAAAACAAAUCAGAUGGAAAGGAAGAUUAUUCGUAGACCAAUGUAAGCAGGAGAUUCAGAAUUGGAUACGGGGGAUUCUUUGAAUGAAUCUAGGGGGAAUUAAAAGGUUGUUGCAAGAAGAGUAGUGUAAAAUGAAUAAUCUCAAGAUUAAUUGUAAAAGGAAGGAUGGGUAAUUGAUAAUAAAUCAGGGUAAAUGGAGUUGGUCUCGAAAGAACCCGUUAAAUAUAUAUAAGAAGAGAUACUAGUUUAAACAGAAGAUGGAUAAUUAGUAAGAAAGUUAGUCAGAAAACCAUUUAAUCCAAAACUGAAAAUUGGAAAUAAUCUAUAAGAAACGGAUAAUGAGGGUAAUAGAGUGUUGUCAAGGACAGUUAUUGAAAAUAAUUAAUCAUUGGCUAGCUUAUAAGCUGAUGGAUGGAAUGUAUAAAAACAGGAGAAAGUUAUAUCUCAAGAACCUUUGUAAUAUAUUGAAGAGGAAGUAAUUAUUGUAAACCCAAAGACUGGAAAAUAGGAAAGAAAAAUAAUAAGAAAACCGUAUUAUAACGAGGACUUGGCCAUUGGUGAUUAAUUAAAUGAAGUAAAUGGUGGCUAGAGAGUGCUAGCAAGAAGGAUAGUGGAUAAUGAAUAAUCACUAAAUUAAUUGAAUGAAGAAGGAUGGAAAAUGAAAGAUGGAAAUUUGGAAAUAACAAUGACAGAGCCAUCUUAAAUGAUUGAAGAAGAAAUACUAGUGUAUAAUGAAGAAAGUGGAUUAUAUGAACGAAAACUAGUGAGAAGAUAAUAUGAUGCAAAAAGGGAUUCUACUUUGUAAUUUGGUUAAUUGAAGGAAUUUGAUUAAAAUGGAAACAAAAUUCUAUCAAGAAAGAUAGUAGAGAAUGUUGAAUCAAGUUAAUAAUUGCAAAAGAGUGGAUGGGUUAAUCAUCAAGGAGUGUUAGAGAAAACUAUUAAUGUGCAGGAACCCGAUAAAUUCAUAGAGGAGGAGAUCUUGAUAAUAAAUCCAAAGACAGGUAAAUAGGAAAGAAGAUUAACAAGAAGACCAUAUUAACCUGGAGAUGAAAAGAUGGAAAUGGGUGAUAAUAUUCUUGAUUAAUAAGGGGGAAAAAAGAUAGUGUCAAGACGUAUUGUAGAGAAUGAUAGCUCAUCUGAGUUUUAAUUGUAAUAAGGUUGGAAGUAGAUAUCUGCUGGGAUGUUUGAAGUGCAAUUGUGUGCAGCUGAACCAGUGAAAUAUAUUGAGGAAGAGAUCUUAAUUGUAAAUAAGUAGACUAAAUAAAUGCAAAGAAAAUUAAUUCGAAGAUAAUACACUAUUAAGGAUUAGAAUUUGAAAAUAGGAGAUGACAUAAAAGAAAAGGAUGCUCAAGGAAAUAGAAUUUUAGCAAGACGUUUGAUUGAGAAUGUGCAAUCCUUGACUUAAUUGAAGAAGGAAGGAUGGUCUAAAUUAUCUGAUGGAACAUUGGAAAAAAUAUUGGCAAAUAUAGCUUAAAAGUUCAUUGAGGAAGAGAUCCUAGUUUACAAUCCAAGAACAGGUAAAUAAGAAAGAAGAUUAACAAGAAGACCUGUGAUGUUGGAGGAUGAUAAAUUUAAAGUUGGUGAAUAAAUUAAUGAAUAAUUGAAUGAUGGUACUAAAGUGGUUGCUAGAAGGAUAGUUGAUAGUGAUUUUGCAUUAACUAGUUGGUAAUAGAAUGAUUAAGGAAUUCUUAUUCAUUAAAUUAGUGAAGCUGAACCACUGAAAUAUAUUGAGGAGGAAGUAUUGUAAGUGAAUCCAGAGACUGGAAUGAUGGAAAGGAAAUUAAUUAGAAGACCAUAUAAUGAUUAAAAGGUGAAUUUGGGAAAAAAUAUUAACGAAAGUAAAGAGGAUGGUACAAUAGUAUUAUCAAGAAAAUUAGUGGAAAAUAAUGAGUCAUUAGCUUAAUGGAGAAGAGAAUCAGAUGGUAAAUUAGUAAAGGUAAUUAACCAUGAAGAACCAGAACAAUAUGUUGAGGAAGAAAUCAUAACAGUCAAUCCAAAAACAGGUAAACAGGAAAGAAAAUUAAUCAGAAGACCAUUUACUGAAGAUGAUAGAAAUGCAAUUAUUGGCGAUCAAAUAAUUGAUGAAAUUAAUAAUGGAUAAAAAGUUAUAUCAAGAAAGAUAAUUUCUAAUGUUUGUUCAAGUGAUGAUUGGAAAUAAAAUGAAGAUGGUCAUUUUGAGAUUGUUGUUGCUUAAUAGGAGCCAAUCAAAUUUAUUGAGGAGGAGGUUCUAUAAUAUAAUGAAUAGACUGGGAUGAUGGAAAGAAAACUAAUAAGAAGAGUAUUUUCAGCAUCAGCAUAAUUAGGAAAUAAUUUAUAGGAAACAGAUGAAAAAGGAAAUAUUGUUAUUUCGAGAAGAGUAGUUGAGAAUUUGUUAUCUUCAGAAUAACAAAAGAAAGAUGGGUGGAAAUAAAAUUAAGGAAAUUUGGAGUUAAUGUUGAAUGCAUAAGAGUCUUUGUAACUAAUUGAAGAAUAAGUACUAAUUAGAAAUCCAGAGACUGGCAAAUAAGAAUUAGUAUUAAGACGUCGUCCAUAUGUGGAAGGUGAAGAACCAGUUAAUCCAAGUGAUGGAUUACUAUUAUCAAGAAAAAUAAUUAAAAAUAAUCAAUCAUAGGGAUAACUAUUUAAUGAAGGAUGGAGUAAAACAAAUGGAUAAUUUGAGAAGAAGAUUCAUAAUGUAAUAAAUCCAAUAUUAUCAAAUAAAUUGAUCCCAGAUGAUCCUACUUCAUUGUAUUAUCUUGAAGAAGAUCAUAUUUUGACAAAUCCUAACACUUAAGAAUAAGAAAUUCAUGAACUUAAAUUCCCAUAUCAAGGGAAUCAACAUUUAAAAAUUGGAGAGGGAUUAAGAGAAAGAGAUGAUUCAGGAAAUCAAAUAAUUGCAAGAAAGAUAGUCACUAACAUAGAUCCUGAUUAUAACCCUUAUUAAGAUGUAGAGGAAAUUACAGAGAUCAUUGGAAGUGGAAAGGUUAAUGAGUUUUAUGCACUUUAAAAAUUGGUUAAUAUCACUGAAGUUAUUAUAAGUAAGAAUUUGAAUGAGAAAUAACCAAAUGGAUUCAUCAUCAGAUCUAGAGUGGUUAUUAAUGAAUAUCAAAAGACUUAAUAAUAAGGUUGGAGAAAAUUGAGUGAAUCCGAGAUUCCACCAGGAAUAAGAUAGUGGAAUUAGAAUAAAAGAUCCAUGUAUUAGAUUGAUGAGGACAGUUAGGAACACAGAGAUUCUUAAUAUAGAUCAGUUGAUGAACAGAAUUAGAUAAGGAUUUUGGAUUAGAAGUUGAGUGUCAAUGGAAAAUAUGUAGAGGAAGAGAUUUUGAUAAAGAACCAACACACUAAUAAAUAUGAGAGAAGACUGUAAAGAAGAUAUACAAAUGAAAAUACAUUUGGUGAUGAUUUGGAUGAACUAAUAUUAGACAUUAAAUAUCUAGCUAGAGCAGAAGUUCAAUACUAAUUAGAAUUAACGAAGUAAGGAUGGAUGGAGGUAGGCAAUUAAGUAUUGUAAAGAGUCAUAGCUAAAAACGAGACUUUGUAAAUGAUUGAAGAGGAACUAUGCAAUAAGGAGAAACAUGUAUAAGUGUUCAUACUAAAACCUUACAAGAAUGAACAGGUGUAAAUUGGUGAAAUGGAUGAAUUAUAAGAAAAUGGAUUACAUUUAAUGAGAAGAUCGAUUGUUAAUAAUAGAUCAUUGGCAUACUAUAAGAACAAUGACUUUAUUAAGAACAAAGAUGGAACCUAUAUUAAAUAAAUUAAAGGCGGUAUCACAAUGAAGAUUCCAAAAUACUAAGAAUAAAAUUUUGUUCGGAGACCUACUCAAAGACUCUCUUAAAUUCAAUAGAUUGAAUAACACAACAACAACAUCAUUAAGAUUGGUAUUACUGAAAAUGGAUAGGAUGAACCUGCCAUUGUUAAUAGAACUACCAAUUCAGACAUUUCAGAGACUGAUAAGAUGUUUCUCAAAUAAUUAGAAAGAGGAACUAAGAAAGAUAGAUCGAACAUAUAUUAGAAUAUCUUGAAUGAUGAAUAAUUGAGAGGAAGAAUCAACUCGGAUAAGAAUAAUAAGAGUCCUUCUUCGCCUUUUAGUGAAUGUUCUAUCCCUAAUAGAGGCAAAAUAUUAUCCAAAGUUUUGAAUAAAUUUGUUAAAACCUCAUUAUCUCAAGCUAUGAAUGAGCUUUAAUUAAUUUAUUUGGCUUAUAGACAAAAGAAGAGAUAAACUUAUCAAAGAAACUCCACUAAUUUAACAAACAUUCUAGCCAAUUUAUUCUAUCGUCAACCUUUUGACACUUUGAUUGAGCAUAUGCAAAAAAAUGUCAUUGAAUUUGAUGAAGAUGAUGUCAUUAAAUAUAAUGAAAUGUUAGAUGAGAAUAAAAUAAUUGCUAUGGAAAUACAACCAACUGGCAAUGAAGGAUAAGCAGCAGAACCAGUUGAAUUGAAUGUUACACCUCCUGAGAAAAAAAGGAUUCUCAAAAUCAAACCUAAAGGCUAACCAGAAACUAAAAUAGUUGGCAGUAUUUCUCAACAUGAUAGUGUAUAACCCUACUAAAGAAAGAGUGUAGUCCAUAAUACAAUGAAAGUCUAGACUCCGUAUUAGAGAUCUGCAGGAAGAGCCUCAACUGUAAUUAAACCAAAUACUUUGCAAAGUUCUUAAAGUCUCAAACCAACUACUUAACUUGCGUAAUUAUUUUUCAAUAUUUAAUAGACGUGGUUCACUUCAAAAUAUCUCAGUUCCAUUUGGAUUGCAAUAACCAAGAACUAAUGGUAAAAAGAAGACUAAUAAAAUUAAAGAGGCUCAAGAGAAAUCAAACUCUUAGAGUAAUAAACAUAGUUAAACUCCAUUGUCCUAAUCUUAUGUAUUUAUUCAAACUAAUUAAUUAGGCAACCAUAAGUUAAAACUAAUCUUAAGCAUCAAUUUAAAAACAAAUGUCAUAAGAACAAUUGGCACAAAUACAAAAGAAUAAAAUUGCAUCAUAAUUUAAAAGAAUGGGAUCAGUGCAAUUAUCUGGAGCAUUCAAAAAACCAUGA
Paramecium octaurelia is the source of this 14702-nucleotide messenger RNA. NCBI's taxonomy places the organism in Eukaryota, Ciliophora, Oligohymenophorea, Peniculida, Parameciidae. The record is from the annotation of a GenBank genome assembly.